This is a messenger RNA of Dromiciops gliroides (monito del monte), 4861 nucleotides long. RefSeq names its product STEAP2 metalloreductase (gene STEAP2). The record is from RefSeq and is a predicted model, not a curated record. Gene Ontology annotation, molecular function: cupric reductase (NADH) activity; ferric-chelate reductase (NADPH) activity. Gene Ontology annotation, cellular component: endosome; plasma membrane. The coding region runs from base 889 to 2358 and encodes 489 amino acids. The transcript is spliced from 7 exons. Gene Ontology annotation, biological process: copper ion import. Lineage: Eukaryota; Metazoa; Chordata; Mammalia; Microbiotheria; Microbiotheriidae.
GCCACCUCCAUCUCCUUUUCCAUCGCCGACCUCGCUCGAGCUCCUGCUCGCCCUGCUCCGCCUCUGACCCUCCUCCCCUCCGGAGGCACACUGCGAUCCGGCCAGAGGAAGGGGAAGAGAAAGGAGCAAAGGCACCGACGAAUCAGGCCAGGUGGCUAAUAGCGGGCGAUAGGCCCCAGCCGGCCAGGUGCGCCCACCCGGAGGCAGAGCGCCGGGGGAGGAGCUUGAGCAGCAGCAGAGAAGGGGCGGGGGGGAGGAGGAGGAGAAAAAGGAGGAGGAAGAGAAGGAGGAGUGAGAUGCAGCACGACCUCCCGCCUCCGUGGCUGCUUCUACGCCGGGGGGAAGGAAGUGCAUCCAUCCUCGCUGGGCUUCUGCUCUUGGGGAAAGAGCAGGGACCCUGAUUCCCCGGCCCAUUGCGGGAGGGGAGAAAGGCAUUGCCGUCCCACCCCUCUCCAACCGAUAGGACCCCCGGAGAGAAAUCACUCAAGUGGAAUGCACCCAUCACCGUCACGGCCGUACAGGUUGCAUUCGCCUGUAUAAUCAAUACCUCACUACUUUGUGGGCAAGGCUCCGUUCUUCCGAACAUCACUGAGUGCUUCGCAAACAAACCCAGCAUUCCAUCCUCUGCACUCCCUGGCUGCCCAGCAAAGGGUACAAAGGAGUGGUCUGACUAGAAGAGAACCCAAAGGUCACUCUCUAGAACUUGGAAAAAGGAAGUGUCUGAGACAAGACUGGGUGAUCAGCUGAGCCAAAAGCAGCAGAGGUCAGGAAGAGUGAAGACUAAAAAGACUCUAGUUUAGCAGUUGUAAGGGACAGAGCAGCAGAAAGCCUGCCUCAGACCCUACUGGUUUUAUGUCUCUGGGUUAGCACCACACAAGUCUUCAAAUCAUGGAAUCCAUAUCAAUGAUGGGAAGCCCCAAGAGUCUUAAUGAAACAUUUUUACCUAAUGGUAUAAAUGGGAUCAAAGAUGCAAGUAAGGUUACCAUAGGUAUAAUUGGAAGUGGAGAUUUUGCCAAGUCUCUAACUAUUCGACUUAUCAGAUGUGGGUAUCACGUGGUUAUAGGAAGCAGAAACCCCAAAUCUGCUUCAGAAUUCUUUCCACAUGUGGUUGAUGUCACCCAUCAUGAGGAUGCCCUCACAAAAACAAAUAUCAUUUUUAUCGCAAUCCAUCGAGAGCAUUAUACCUCUUUGUGGGACCUCCGCCAUCUUCUUGUUGGUAAAAUCCUGAUCGAUGUCAGCAAUAACACAAAGGUAAACCAGUACCCAGAGUCCAAUGCAGAAUACUUGGCUUCAUUGUUCCCGGAUUCCUUCAUUGUGAAAGGAUUUAACGUGGUCUCAGCUUGGGCACUCCAGUUAGGACCCAAGGACGCCAGCAGGCAGGUCUACGUAUGUAGCAACAAUAUUCAAGCUCGACAUCAAGUUAUUGAACUUGCUCGUCAACUGAACUUCAUUCCUGUUGACUUGGGAUCACUAUCAUCAGCCAGGGAGAUUGAGAACUUACCCUUGCGACUGUUCACUCCCUGGAGAGGGCCAGUAGUGGUAGCAAUAAGCCUGGCCACUUUUUUCUUUCUUUAUUCUUUUGUCAGAGAUGUGAUCCAUCCAUAUGCAAGGAACCAGCAGAGUGACUUUUACAAGAUUCCUAUUGAAAUUGUGAACAAGACGCUACCCAUUGUUGCCAUUACUUUGCUCUCUCUAGUUUACCUAGCUGGACUCUUGGCCGCUGCUUAUCAGCUAUAUUAUGGCACCAAAUAUAGACGAUUUCCUCCAUGGCUAGAGACUUGGUUACAGUGUAGAAAACAGCUUGGAUUACUAAGCUUUUUCUUUGCUACAGUCCAUGUUACUUACAGCCUUUGCUUACCAAUGAGAAGAUCAGAGCGGUACUUGUUUCUCAACAUGGCUUAUCAGCAGGUUCAUGCAAAUAUUCAAAAGUCCUGGAAUGAAGAAGAAGUGUGGAGAAUGGAAAUGUAUAUUUCUUUUGGAAUAAUGAGUCUUGGCCUACUUUCCUUAUUAGCAGUAACUUCUAUCCCUUCAGUGAACAACGCCUUAAACUGGAGAGAGUUCAGCUUUAUCCAGUCUACACUUGGAUAUGUGGCCCUGCUCAUAAGUACUUUCCAUGUUCUAAUUUACGGAUGGAAAAGCGCUUUUGAAGAAGAAUACUACAGGUUUUAUACACCCCCGAACUUUGUUCUUGCUCUUGUUUUGCCUUCUAUUGUCAUUCUGGGAAAAAUCAUUUUACUCUUUCCAUGUAUAAGCAGGAAACUGAAAAGAAUUAAAAAGGGCUGGGAAAAGAGCCAAUUUAUAGAAGUAGCCAGUGGAAUAAUUCCACACCCUUCACCAGAAAGGGUUACAGUGAUGUGAUGCUACAUGGUACUAAAUGAUAUCACAUGGAAUUCUACUUGAGUUAUCAUUUAUGUUAUAACCUAUUUUCAAGAGUUUAUCUAACUGGGUUACAAAACUUGUUAAAAGUGGAGAUUUAAUAAAGAAGGUCAAAGCCCAAUUGGUAUUAAUUUUUUAAAAUCACAUUAGGCAAUUUGGAAUUUUUUAGGGAGCCAACUAUAUUGGAAUUUUAAGUGCUCUUUUGCACAGCUGUAAUCACUAUUGCUGUCACUCUGUCAAAGUUCUAUUUUGUAAUCACACCAAGGUAUAUGCUCUUCACAUUUAGUAAUGCCAACAUGUUUAUCAUUGUUUUAAAAAAAUCAUUUUUCAAGCAACUAGCAUAUUAAAAUUUUAACACAGCUCGUCAUAUAUGUACAUUAUAUUUGCAACACUUAACAACCAUUGUUAAUUAUAAAACUUCUGUAAUAAGAAUUUUAAAUUACACAGAGUAACAGAACUUAAUUGGUUUAAAAAAAAAGAGAAAUUUUGCAUGGGAAACCGGACAUAGUUAAGUGGUCACUACCCUCUAAUGCUCACUAACACCACACUAUAACAUUUAGGAAACAUACAUAUAUGGUUAAAAUAAUUCCCUCUAAAAGAAAAAUUAAACAAGUAAUUACUUUAAAACAUAUAAAGGAGGUGGAUUGACAAAAUAUAUAGAUUUAAGUACUACAGUCAUGUAAUAAACUAAAAGUGUUCACUUCAUGAUUAAUUCUGUUCCAAUAUAGCAAUUACUUUGGCAUAUUAAUAGACUAGACAAGUCUCAGCAAUAUUCUACCUCCAUAACUGAACAUCUCUAACAAAGCCAGGAUGAGACUGUAAGCAAGGUUUGAACAUUAUGUCCCCUUUGUUCACUCAAACACAUAGGAUUUGACCUAACAUAAAAUAAAUUAUAAUAUGCCACAUAAAGUUGCCUUGUCAUAUAAAAAACCAUUACAACUAUCCCAGUCAACAUCAACAUCAACCCCCUUUUCUCACCUUAGUUACAAGGGAUGUAGUACUUACAGACUUAACUCCUAGAAACCAAUUCUAUAAUAGCUUUGGUGAUAGCUUGUAUCUUUUUCACAUUUUUGAGUGGAGACAAAGCAGCAGGAUCCUACUGAACCCAUAAACUCUGUCUGGUAAUCUUCCAUCAUGGAAGUUUUCUUAUGUCAACUCGUAGACAAAGUCGGCCUGAGAAGGAGUGACUUUAGACCAGAAAGCUUGAACAACUUAUGGCAACUACCUCCCCCUGUCUCAUCUAAUCAAGGUCAUAAACCUAUGGACCAAGGACAAGGUCUGCCCAUUAAUAGUCUCUUCCAAAAGGCUAUGUUAAGAAGAUAGCUCAAGAAGUAUUAUUUCUGGGGGCAGCUAGGUGGUGCAGUGCAUAAAGCACCAGCCCUGGAUUCAGGAGGACUUGAGUUCAAAUUCGGCCUCAGACACUUGACACUUAACUAGCUGUGUGACCCUGGGCAUGUCACUUAACCCUCAUUGCUCCUCAAAAAAAAAAAAAAAAAGGUAUUAUUUCUCCUUUUUUCAAGUCUUUGGCACAGCUUUGUAAUGAUUUUAAAUCUAUUUCCUGCCCAAGCAUUCACCCAUGAAGUUUACAUGCAUGUAAAACAUGUGUAUAAACAUUUGUUUAUAUAUUGGCUUUAAACACUUUCUAUAAAUUGUUUCCAAAACUUUUUUUCAGUUUUUUGACUUGCCCAGGGUCACACAGCUAGUAAGUGUUAAGUGUCUGAGGUCAGAUUUGAACUCAGGUCCUCCUGAAUCCAGGGCCGGUGCUCUAUCCACUGCACCACCUAGCUGCCUCCAUCCCUGUCGUUCUUAAUGGAAUAUUAAAAUACCAAAUGGCUAAUAAGUACAGGUAAAAUCAUCACAAUAUACACUAAUGAAGUCUUAGAAGGUUUUUAAGCUAUUGGGAGAAAAAUACAAAAGAAUGAAUGUUGAAAUAGUGUUUAAGGUGGUACAGUGGAUAAAGCACCAGCCCUGGAUUCAGAAGGACCUGAGUUCAAAUUCAGCCUCAGACACUUGACACUAGCUGUGUGAUCCUGGACAAGUCACUUAACCCUCCUUGCCGCCCCCCCCCCCAAAGUGUUUCAGAUGCUAAUAAACCAGAGUUUUGCACAAUCCAUCUGCUAAUACACUUUUGAGUUUCAUAAAGCAAAGAGUUUGAUAUUACAUUGUAAGAGUGCAUUAUUCACAAUACAAUAUUAUGAAUUAUAUCUAAAAGUAGAGUGCUUUAAUGUUUCUUACUAUAUAGAUUGUUUUUAUGAUUUUUCCACUGUUCUCAAAAAUAAUACUAGAUUCUAUCAUUGCCACCUUGAUAGAUGUAAUGGAAAUAGCUAUUCUUAUGACAAAAUUAUGAUGCUAGACUGAAUAGAGGUGACACUUUUUCUCUAAUCUAACUGACAGAAAACCUGAGCAAGGUCCCUAAAUGUGAAAAUGCUUUAUUAGCAAAAAAAAAAAAAAAAGGCUAUGCAAGUGAUGAAGAUAAGAGUAGUGA